AACUUUCAGCACCUUCUAGAUCCACUAUCGGCUGACCGCCUAAAAGUUGACAACACCGCCUACAGCUCGCUGUUCGGCGCAUUGCUAGCCGUACGUCAUUUUGACUUUUGUUUCCGUCCAUCUCUCACCUCAACCUCCAAACAUCAAAGCUCCUACGAACCUAAGAGACUCUGGUCGACAUCUCGUUAAUCGACAAGAGGGAGAAUCAAGACGACCGGGAUCCAUACGUCUUCUCAACCCAUCAUAUCCUACGACCAAGCAACCUGUUAAUUCUCCUCAGAGUUCUCGGGUUAACGUUCACACACCAGUCGACCUAAACCCCCCCUAUAUCAAGUUCAAGCUAUCCCGCGACAUCCGACCCACCGCUUCCAUACCUCCCACCACCACCACCACCACAAAUUACCACCCUCACACCACAACACACACACAAAAUGGCCCGCAACUCCUUCUCCCCCUACGCCCCCCGCCGGCGAUCCAACCGCAUGGUCCUGAUCUGGGUCACCCUCUUCUUCUCCAUCAUCAUCUUCAUGUGGUGGGUGCAGACGCGGCACCGGGACGUGUUUGCCCGGGGCCCGAGGAUGGAGGGCGAUAACCGGAGGAGGUUUGGAGGGAACGGGAACGGUAACGCGGGGAGUGGGAGGAUUUUGGAGGAUGAAUUUGUUACCAACCAACCGGCGAUCGCAUCACCACCCAAGGACCCUUUUUGA
Messenger RNA from Neurospora tetraspora, 707 nucleotides. RefSeq lists its product as uncharacterized. Bases 432 to 707 code for a protein of 91 amino acids. The transcript is spliced from 2 exons. The record is from RefSeq and is a predicted model, not a curated record. NCBI's taxonomy places the organism in Eukaryota, Fungi, Ascomycota, Sordariomycetes, Sordariales, Sordariaceae.